Arvicola amphibius (Eurasian water vole) is the source of this 8579-nucleotide messenger RNA. It is a transcript of the gene Cftr, whose product is annotated as CF transmembrane conductance regulator. Bases 155 to 4585 code for a protein of 1476 amino acids. Gene Ontology annotation, biological process: bicarbonate transport; chloride transmembrane transport. Gene Ontology annotation, cellular component: apical plasma membrane; plasma membrane; cytosol. NCBI's taxonomy places the organism in Eukaryota, Metazoa, Chordata, Mammalia, Rodentia, Cricetidae. Gene Ontology annotation, molecular function: ATP binding; ATP hydrolysis activity; ABC-type transporter activity. The record is from RefSeq and is a predicted model, not a curated record. The transcript has 27 exons.
CCCAGUUGGUUGGGGGAAAUUGGAAGCAAAUGACAUCACCGCAGGUCCCAGAAAAGGGGAAGAGCCAAAAGCAUCGGCCGGGUCCUGGAUAUUCAGAGGUCGAGUCCAACCUGAAACCUGCGGGACACAGACAACACUGCACCACGGAGACAUAAUGCAGAAGUCGCCUUUAGAGAAAGCCAGCUUUAUCUCCAAACUCUUUUUCAGCUGGACCACACCAAUUUUGAGAAAAGGGUAUAGACAGCGCUUGGAGUUAUCAGACAUAUACCAAGCUCCUUCUUCUGAUUCAGCUGACCAUGUGUCUGAACAGCUAGAAAGAGAAUGGGACAGGGAACAAGCUUCAAAGAAGAAUCCCAAGCUUAUCAAUGCCCUUCGGCGAUGCUUUUUAUGGAAAUUCAUCUUCUAUGGAAUCUUGUUAUACCUAGGGGAAGUCACCAAGGCUGUCCAACCCCUCUUGCUAGGAAGAAUCAUAGCUUCCUAUGACCCAGAUAACCAGAUGGAGCGCUCCAUUGCCAUUUACUUAGGCAUAGGCUUGUGCCUUCUCUUCAUUAUCAGAACACUGCUUCUUCAUCCAGCCAUUUUUGGUCUUCAUCACAUUGGAAUGCAGAUGAGAAUAGCUAUGUUUAGCUUGAUUUAUAAGAAGACUUUAAAGCUGUCAAGCCGUGUUCUUGAUAAAAUAAGUAUUGGACAACUUGUUAGUCUUCUUUCCAACAACCUGAACAAAUUUGAUGAAGGACUUGCCCUGGCACAUUUUGUGUGGAUCGCUCCUUUACAAGUAGCUCUCCUGAUGGGACUUCUCUGGGAAUUGUUGCAGUUCUCUGCUUUCUGUGGCCUUGGUUUACUGAUAAUACUUGUCAUUCUUCAGGCUAUUUUAGGGAAGAUGAUGGUGAAAUACAGAGAUCAGAGAGCCGCAAAGAUCAAUGAAAGACUUGUGAUCACAUCAGAAAUUAUUGAUAAUAUCCAUUCUGUUAAGGCAUAUUGUUGGGAAUCAGCGAUGGAAAAGAUAGUUGAAAACCUGAGAGAGGUGGAACUGAAACUGACUCGGAAGGCAGCCUAUAUGAGGUUCUUCACCAGCUCUGCCUUCUUCUUUUCAGGGUUCCUUGUAGUCUUUUUAUCUGUGUAUCCCUAUACAGUCAUCAACGGAAUCAUCCUCCGAAAAAUAUUCACAACCAUUUCAUUCUGCAUUGUCCUGCGUAUGUCAGUCACACGACAGUUCCCCACUGCUGUACAAACAUGGUAUGAUUCUAUUGGAAUGAUAACAAAAGUACAGGAUUUCCUGCAGUAUCAAGAAUAUAAGAUGCUGGAGUAUAACUUAAUGACCACAGAUGUCGUCAUGGAGAAUGUAACAGCAUUCUGGGAGGAGGGAUUUGGAGAAUUAUUGGAGAAAGUGCAGUUAAACAAUGGUGACAGAAAACUUUCCAAUGGUGAUAGCAACCUCAGUUUUAAUCAUUUUUGUUUUCUGGGAAAUCCUGUGUUGAAAAACAUCAACUUUAAGGUAGAAAAAGGAGAGAUGUUGGCUAUUACUGGAUCUACUGGAGCGGGAAAGACAUCACUCCUGAUGAUGAUUUUGGGAGAACUGGAAGCUUCAGAGGGGAAAAUUAAGCACAGUGGAAGAAUUUCAUUCUGUUCUCAAUUUUCAUGGAUUAUGCCGGGCACUAUCAGAGAAAAUAUCAUCUUUGGUGUUGCCUAUGACGAGUACAGAUAUAAGAGCAUCAUCAAAGCUUGUCAACUGCAGGAGGACAUAUCCAAGUUUGCAGAAAAAGACAACACGGUUCUUGGAGAAGGUGGAGUCACACUAAGUGGAGGUCAACGUGCAAGGAUUUCUUUAGCAAGAGCAGUAUAUAAAGAUGCUGAUCUGUACCUCCUGGAUUCUCCUUUUGGAUACCUAGAUGUCUUAACUGAAGAACAAAUAUUUGAAAACUGUAUCUGUAAAUUGAUGGCCAACAAAACUAGAAUUUUGGUCACAUCUAAAAUGGAGCACUUAAAGAAAGCUGACAAAAUACUAAUUUUGCAUGAGGGCAGCAGCUAUUUCUAUGGGACAUUUUCUGAAUUACAAAGUCUACGUGCAGACUUCACCUCAAAACUCAUGGGGUAUGACACCUUUGACCAGUUUACUGAGGAGAGAAGAAGCUCAAUUCUAACUGAGACCUUACGCAGGUUCUCAGUAGAUGAGUCCUCUGUCACCUGGAACAAAACCAAACAGUCAUUUAAACAGACUGGAGAGUAUGGAGAAAAAAGGAAGAGCUCUAUUCUAAAUUCCUUCAGCAAUAUGAGGAAAUUUUCCAUUGUGCCAAAGACUCCAUUAGUCACAGAAGGAGAUUCUGAUGAGUCCCAAGAAAGGAGACUGUCCCUGGUUCCAGAUUCUGAACAGGGAGAGGCAGUCCUGCCUCGCAGCAACAUAAUCCCCACUGGCCCCACAUUUCCAGGCAGAAGAAGACAGUCUGUUUUGGACCUCAUGACAUACACACCCACCCAGGGCUUCAGCAACAUUCAGAGGACAAGGACUUCCAUUCGAAAGAUCUCCUUAGCCCCUCAGAUAAGCUUAAAUGAAGUGGACAUAUAUUCAAGACGGCUGUCUGAAGACAGUGCAUUGAACAUCACUGAAGAAGUUAAUGAAGAGGAUUUAAAGGAGUGUUUUUUUGACGAUAUGGUGAAGAUCCCCCCAGUGACGACAUGGAACACAUACCUCCGCUAUUUUACUCUCCAUAAAAGCUUGCUUAUAGUGCUGAUUUGGUGCGUGCUUGUUUUUCUGGUUGAGGUGGCUGCUUCUUUAUUUGUGUUGUGGUUGCUUAAAAACAACCCUACGCAUGAUGGAAAAAAUGCUACUUUAGCUACAAAUAACACCUAUCUUGUGAUUAUCACCCAUACAAGCUUCUAUUACAUUUUUUACAUUUAUGUGGGAGUGGCUGACACUUUGCUUGCCUUGGGCCUCUUCAGAGGUUUGCCCCUGGUGCAUACACUAAUCAAAGCAGCAAGAAUUUUACACCAGAAAAUGUUACAUUCUAUUCUUCAUGCACCAAUGUCAACCUUGAACACACUAAAAGCAGGUGGGAUUAUUAACAGAUUCUCCAAAGAUGUAGCAAUUUUGGAUGACUUCCUGCCACUUACAAUAUUUGACUUCAUCCAGUUGCUGUUCAUUGUGGUCGGAGCUAUAACAGUCGUUUCGAUUUUACAGCCCUACAUCUUCCUGGCCACCGUGCCUGGGUUAGUGGCCUUUAUCUUACUGAGGGCAUAUUUUCUUCAUACCUCCCAACAACUCAAACAACUGGAAUCUGAAGGCAGGAGUCCAAUUUUCACUCACCUUGUUACGAGCUUAAAAGGACUAUGGACACUACGUGCCUUUGGACGCCAGCCUUACUUUGAAACUCUGUUCCACAAAACUCUAAAUUUGCACACUGCCAACUGGUUUAUGUAUUUGUCAACCUUACGUUGGUUCCAAAUGAGAAUAGACAUGAUUUUUGUCCUCUUCUUCUGUGUCGUUACCUUCGUUUCCAUUUUAACAACAGGUGAAGGAGAAGGAUCGACUGGUAUUGUUUUAACUUUAGCUAUGAAUAUCAUGAGUACUUUACAGUGGGCUGUAAACACCAGCAUUGACGUGGAUAGCUUGAUGCGAUCUGUGAGCAGAGUCUUUAAGUUUAUUGAUAUACCAAAAGAAGAAAGUGGGUGUACCAAGAUAAUGAAAGGACUACCUCAUGAAGACCCCUCCAAGGUUUUAGUUAUUGAGAAUGAACAUGUGAAGAAAACUGAUAUCUGGCCCUCUGGGGGCGAAAUGAUUGUCAAAGACCUCGCUGUGAAAUAUCGGGAUGAUGGGAAUCCCAUAUUAGAGAACGUUUCUUUUUCAAUAAGCCCUGGCCAGAGGGUGGGCCUCUUAGGAAGAACUGGCUCAGGUAAAAGUACUCUGUUGUCAGCAUUUUUACGCUUGUUGAACAUUAAAGGCGAUAUACAGAUUGAUGGUGUCUCGUGGAACUCUGUGACCUUACAAGAAUGGAGGAAAGCUUUUGGAGUAAUAACACAGAAAGUAUUUAUCUUCUCUGGAACAUUCAGACAAAACCUAGAUCCUAACGGAAAAUGGAGAGAUGAAGAAAUAUGGGAAGUUGCAGAAGAGGUUGGACUAAAAUCUGUGAUCGAGCAGUUUCCCGGGCAGCUCAACUUUACCCUUGUGGAUGGGGGUUAUGUGCUCAGCCAUGGCCACAAGCAGCUGAUGUGCCUGGCCCGGUCUGUUCUCAGUAAGGCCAAGAUCUUACUUCUUGAUGAGCCCAGUGCCCAUCUGGACCCCAUAACGUACCAAGUAAUUCGAAGAGUUCUCAAACAUGCCUUCAGUAAUUGCACAGUAAUCCUCUGUGAACACAGGAUAGAAGCAAUGUUGGAUUGUCAACGAUUUUUGGUCAUAGAAGAGGGCAAUGUAUCGCAGUACGACUCACUUCAGGCUCUUCUGAGCGAGAAGAGUCUCUUCCAGCAGGCCAUUAGCUCCUCAGAAAAGAUGAGGCUCUUCCAGAGCCGCCACUCCAGCAAGCAGAAGCCUCGGCCGCAAAUUACUGCUCUGAAAGAGGAGACAGAAGAAGAAGUACAAGAAACCCGUCUCUAGUGGCUGGGAUGCUGGGGAAGCAGCUCGGUGGACCUGAGAAAUUCCCAGAACACAUGCAAAAUGAAAAUGCCUGGCAUGCUCCGUGCUUUUAACCCCAGUGCUGGGGACACAGGGACAGCUGGAUCCUUGGAACUCUGCGGCAAGUGAUCCUAGCCCACAUAGAGUUCCAGGCCAGGUAACUGAGGGACAGUUCCUGAGGAGCUCCUCUUACAAGUACACACACAUGAACACACAGACACAAACACACACAUUAAUUAACAUACACAGAAAAAGAAGAAGAAGGGAAAAGGAAAGAUUAAAGGUCAGACAAUGCAAAUGAUUGCAAAAUGAUCACAUGAGAUGUUUGCUCAUGGACUCAGAGGAGAAGAGCCCCACUGUGUGUGCCUUUGAAAACAGGAUGAAGCCCCCAUCCCUGCAUUUUAGGAGCCUGUUUUGGAAGAGAAAUCAAGAGCAUUCCUAUCAGACUGGGUAACUGGCUUCUAAUAGUGGUUGAACCAUGUGAAAGGCUUCAGAUACUAACGAUGCGCCACUGGUGCUUUUGCAAGCCACGAUUUCCUGAAAACAUUUGCCCUCGAGUCGUAGCUGGAAAGGCAGCUAUAAGUGCCAACCAGGUUAGUAGUUCAACUUGUUAUUCAGAGCAACUUAAUUUACAUUAGUGAAGCACUUAGAUCGGAUGAAGUAGUAACUGGAAACAGUGGCUUAUAUAGCCCAUAUCCCAUCUUUCUUCUGUUCAAGAUAGUUAGGCACAUGGUUAUCUUACCUCUACAUACUCUGUGUAGCCCACUCCAAGCAAAUGUUAGAAUACUAUGAAAACACGGGGUGGUAUUAAAGAUGCCCCACUCGACAUCUUAUGUUCUUGUUACCUUCAUUCAGUAAUAAGAAUUCCAAGAUCUUGGAACUUAGGAUUAAGACCAUCCAGCCCCACUCUCACACAUCUAAAUGGUAUCAUAAUUAAAGUGUCUCUGACCUAGGAAAAGAGUCGUUACAGUGCCGUGCAAGGGCCAGGAUAAUUUCCUUGAUGUAGAAAUUUACACACGUAUGCGCCCAGAGUAGACCUUUUAGACUUCUGAAGUAAAGGAGACUUGUGUCAACACAAACUGGAGCAGCCCAGUACCAGGCCCAGAAGUUCCCAUGGAGACAGGCCACGGGCAGCAUGGGUAGAUACGUGCAGGGGAUGUUCAUGUGCUCCCAGCUAGCUGUGUAUACUUCAUACUGUCUCCACACAAUUGUUGGGGAGAUGCUCUGACAAAGAUUUAAUCAGGAAUUAGUUUUAUAUGCUUUGCUUUAUAAUUUGUGAUGCAAAUGAAAUUUUCUCUGGGAAAUAUUUAUUUUAGUAAUAAUGUUUUAAACUCACAUGUAACAAUGAUGUAUUUUAAGAAUGAUUACAUAAUGAAUUAUAUUUGUAUAAAAUAAUUUUUAUAUUUGAAAUGUUGAAUUUUUAUUGGCACUAGCUAUUUCUAGAAAGGGAAGUGAGGAGGACAGGAAUGAUAAAGACCAGCGACCUUCAUGGAGUGAAGCAUUGGAACCGAUGCAACUCUUGUACAUAUCUAUUUGGUUCUCAGACAACACAUGUCCCAUUUUAACGCAGCUCUGAAGAAGAUGGUACCGAAACUCAAGAUGGUCCAACUUUGGGCACAUCAGCUUCUGAACUAAGCCUUAGAAGAAUGUAUUUAUUAUUGUAAUAGAAUAUCAUGUGUCAAUAAAAUCCUUUUAUUUGUGUGAAACUUGUCUUUCAGAUAUGUUCAUUAGGUAUGUCUCUGAAACACCUAGCUCUAGUCUCUAAGAUUCAUGGGACACAAAUCUUCCUUUUAGAUAUAAUCUCUUUAAAAAUCCCAAUUGUAUUAGAGUACAAAUCAUCAAGUUGUCUCUAAAUUUCAGUAAAAUAUUCAUAGUAUGUUUACCAUUUUCAUCAUUUUGAGUGAUAGUUCAAUAGAAUUUUGUAAAUCCACAUAGCUGUGUAAUUACCACCACUUUUAUUUAUAGUUGAUUCUUGAAAAACUAUCUUUAUCCAUAUAAACAAUAAUCCCUUUCCCUUCCACCAUGAAUCCAUGAAUUCUACUUUUGGUCUAUGAUUUUGAGUGUACUUUGUAGGAACACAAUCUGAAUAUUAGCCCCUUUUUACUUAGCUUCUUUUACCAAACACAUGUCUUGAAGACUCAGCCACAUUUUAUGUCAUUUUUCUUUUUAUUCAAGUGACAGGCAUUAUAUAUAAAAAUCAUAAAAUUAUGUAAUAUGUGUUAUAUAAUAUUUUGCAUAGCCAUUAAUCUACAAAUGGGCUCAAAUUAAUUCCACAUUUUGAAUAUGAACAUGAGUAUACAGACAUCUCAGUAAACUUUAAGGGUUUCAUAUUAAAGAGAGGCAUAGAGAACACACACAAAAGAUUUAUAAAUAAAUGUGUUACUUUUUUUUUUACAACCAGUGAGUCUACAUUGUCACAUCUUUAUCUCCAAUGAUAAUGGUUUAUGUGCUGGCUAGUUGUUUGUCAAAUUAACCUUGAAUUAUCUGGAAGGGGAACCUCAACUGAGAAAAUGCCUCCAUCCAAUUGCCUACAGGCAAGUCCGCAGUUCGUUUUCUUGAUUGAUGACUGAUUUGGGAAGGUCUAGCUCACUGUGAGUGGUGCAACCCCUAGACAGGCAGUCCUAGAUGAAGCUGAAACUGUGGGGCAUGUGGUUCUUUCAGGCUUGCUUCUUUUACUUAGGAAUACGCAGUAUUUCUCCAUAUCAUUUUACUGCUUGAUGGCUCAUUGAUUUUUGCUGCUGGAUAACAUUCCUUCUAGAUAUACCACAGUUUAUUCACCGACUGAGGGACAUCAUAUUUCUUCUUGGUUCAUUUUUAUUCUUUAUAAAAAUCUUGAAUAUAGAUGCUGAAACUUCAGGGAGGAAGGGAGGAAGAAAAAGAUUGCAAAGGGGAGAAGAAUAGGAGGAGGAAGGAGAAGAGGAAGAUAAUAAUGGAAGACGAGAGGCAAGGAGAGAAGAAAAGGAGGAGAAAAGAGAGGCAGGAGAGCAGAGACAUAUCUAGAAACAGAAAAAAGCAAAGACCUAAGAGGACUAUCAAAAAGGAGACAUUGGGAUUGAAAAGCCAUGAUUUCAAAGACCUCUGCUCACUUUAGCACCUACCUUAACAGUAUCCAAGAUUCCAUGUCUCAUUUUGUAUGCAUAAUUUUGUAAUCUUUUAAAAAUAGAUACUAUUUUUCCCAAAUUAUAAAAUUUCUAGGCUCUAGUAAAACAAUAUCCUUGCAAAAGAGAUGGGACUUCAGAGGAAGAAGCAGUGUGUUGGUGAACACUUGGGCUAUUCAGAAGCCCAUUCUUAGAUGAAUUGCUCAAAAUGAGAUUUGGGAAUUGAAUGACUUCAAAUAGAGGGGUGAAAAGCAGCCAAGCUUCUCUCCAGAUGGGAAAUAGCUACAAUGAAAGGAGCAAGAUGGUAGAGGCUAUGGAAUUUGACACCACCCGGCUGAUAUGAUUCUUAAUAUAGUACCUUAAAAUAGCAAACCAUUGUGACUGGAGUAGUGACUUCAGAAAAGGGCUGUUGUGUAAACACAAAGUACUGAGUUCGGAUUCCCGGCACCCACAUAAAAAGGUACAUAGGAUUUUCUGGAACUGUAAUUCCCUGUACUGAAGAAGUGGAGACAGUGGGACCUCUGGAGUUGGCUACUCAACCAGUCUAGACAAGUCCAGGAACUUCCAGUUCAAUGAAAGACUCUGUCUCAAAAACAAAGUGAACAGUGAUUGAGGAAGACACACAAUGUUGUGUCUUGAUCUCUGGCCUUCCUGUGAACAUACAUCCAUGCACAUGUGUACCCAUACACAUGUCACCUGUACACAUGACAAAUGUGUAUACACAACUCUCAAAUAUGUAAAUUCCUCCUUGCUGUCCCUAUCGCCAUUGUUGCUAUUCAUUUUAUUUAUACAUAAUCAUAUAUACAUGUGUAUAAGUACAGUAUGCUUUUUAUAAAACUUUAAGGAAAAAAGUAAAAGUCAUUUUGCUUUCAACAUUU